AUGGCCCCAAACCGAUUUAAAUUCCGCCGAGCCGAACCCUGCGGGGCUCCGCGGCAGCGCGGCACCCGAGCCUCCCGCAGGCCGGGGCCGCCGGGGCGAGGAGCGGAGCCCCGGGGGAGCGGCGGCCCCGCCGCCCGUGGAGAGCCCCGCGCCGGCCCCGGCCCCGCGGGCACCGGCGCCCACUCACCUGGAGCGCACUGCGGCUCCGCGCCCGCGGCGGGCUCCGGGCGAGGGCGGCUCCCGCUGCCGCUGCGGAGCCGGGCGACGGCCGCAGUCACCCCGUCCUUGCGGCACGCGGCUCCCGCCGGUGGCGGCGGCGCCUCCGCGCCCACGGCGGGGCCAGCGCCUCCCGCGCAGGGGCGCCCGCGCCGCCCCCCGCCCCCCGCGCCGCCUCAGCGGCGGGGCUGCGCCCCCCGCCCCUUCGCCAGCCCCCGCCUCCGCGACAGCAUCUUCCCCGCGAUCGGGCACGGCCGUGGAUGGCGGAGGGCCCAAGGUGACGACGCCGUUCCACGGGAACUGAUGCGACGCACGGGACGGCGAACAAGAAGGACCCCGGCAGAGAGGCGUACCCGGCGCCGCCUGUCGGCACCCACUGGGCUGCCGCACGCCCGCGGCGCCACUGAGCCCAAAGCCCGUCCGAGGUCGCAGCGUUGCCGACUGCGCCAUGCCGGCCCGCCCACCCGGUUGCGUCACGGGCCCGGCCCGCCCACCCGAUGCGUCAUCGCCCCGCCCACCCACCUGGGGGUGUCAUUGCCCCGGCCCACCCACCGUACGCGUCACCGCUAUGGCCGGCCCUCCCCGCCCCCACCGCGCGCCAUCGCCCUGCCGCGUCGGCCCACUCCUUCACAUAAUCGCGCCUGCUUGUCCGCCUGGAUGCUGGGCCUCGGCCGCGCCUCCCCGGUGCCGCCGCGUCGUCAGUACGACCCGACUUCACAUCUCAAUUUAAGGACCCGCCGCGGGGGCCCGCCGCUCCGCACAAUUGAUCCAUUUCGCUCCCCCCCGUAG
Molecule: messenger RNA, 1005 nt
Organism: Cinclus cinclus
Lineage: Eukaryota; Metazoa; Chordata; Aves; Passeriformes; Cinclidae
Product: basic proline-rich protein-like
Exons: 3
Coding region: 1-1005 (334 amino acids)
Source: RefSeq, a predicted model, not a curated record